Messenger RNA from Melospiza melodia melodia, 1782 nucleotides. RefSeq names its product E3 ubiquitin-protein ligase TRIM7-like. Lineage: Eukaryota; Metazoa; Chordata; Aves; Passeriformes; Passerellidae. Gene Ontology annotation, cellular component: cytoplasm. Gene Ontology annotation, biological process: protein ubiquitination. The transcript is spliced from 7 exons. The record is from RefSeq and is a predicted model, not a curated record. The coding region runs from base 25 to 1428 and encodes 467 amino acids. Gene Ontology annotation, molecular function: zinc ion binding; ubiquitin protein ligase activity; protein binding.
CGUCUAUUCCACUCCAUCGCGGCCAUGGCUGAGGAGGUCCUGGCUCUGCGAGAGCAGCUGUUGGCCGGGGUCACCUGCCCGGUGUGCCUGGAUGUGUUCGAGCAGCCCGUGCUCACGGCGUGCGGGCACAGCUUCUGCGGGCAGUGCCUGGCGGCCGUGCUGGGGGACCCCCCGCGCCCCGCCGCCUGCCCGCAGUGCCGCGCCCCGCUGGAGCCGGGCUCGCAGCGCCCCAUCCGCUCCCUGGGCAACGUGGCCGGGCUGGCCCGGUCCCUGGAGGAGGUGGCGGCGGGGCCGCGGUGCCCCCAGCACGGCAAGGCCCUGGCGCUGUUCUGCGAUCCCUGCGCCGCCCUGCUCUGCGCGCCCUGCCGGGACGGGCCCGAGCACCGCGGGCACCGUGUCCGCCCCGCCGAAGAGGCCGCCCGGGAGCUGCAGAAGAAACUCCAGAGAGAACGGCGUUUUCUAAAAGAACAGAAGAAAAAAUUGAAGCGCAUAGGAGACCGGAAAAGUAAAGACCUGCAGGUGACAGUGAGGUCGGAGCUGCAGCGAGUGGCUGAGAGCUUUGAGGAGCUGCAGUGGUGCCUGGAGGAGCAGAAGGAGACCCUGCUGGCCCAGCUGGUGCAGAUGUCCCAUGAACUGGACAGUAAGAGCGAGGAAUACAGGCACAGGGUUUUGGAGAGGCAGUCGCUGCUGGACACGGUGAUUGCGCAGAUCCAGGAGAAGCGGGAGCAGCCGGCGGUCGAGUUCCUCAAGGAUGUUGGCACAAUCCUGAGCAGCUGUGAGGCAGCCAAGGCCCCGAUCUCAGAUCCAGUUUCCCCAGAGCUGCAGAGGAGCAUUCAGAACAGCCAACAACUCAUGGACAUGGUGGAUCAAUUCAGAGUGAACCUGCGGAGUGAGAUAGACUGGGGCAGAAGGGAGCAGGUGACGCUGGACCCAGACACAGCGCAUCCGCGCCUGAUCCUUUUAAAGAAACGCAAAAUGCUCCAGUUCAGAAAUGAAGAACAAAACAUCCCUGACAACCCCAAGAGGUUCAAAUUCAGCCGCUGUGUCCUGGGCUCCCAGGGAUUCACAUCUGGGAGGCAUUACUGGGAGGUGGAGGUCGGGGAAAAGGGCAGCUGGGCCGUGGGGGUGGCCCUGGAGUCCGUGCCAAGGAAGACGUGGAUCAACCUGCGCAGCUCUGAGAAGCUCUGGGGGCUGCGAAUGAUGUUCGAUGGCCAGUACAGAACAGUCUGCAUGACCCCUGAGGUGCUGGAGCUCAGGGAAAAACUCCAAAGGAUAAGGGUUCACCUAGAAUACGAAGCGGGCCUAGUGACCUUCUACAACGCAGAGCACAUGACACUGAUCCAGCAGUUGGAGGCCACCUUCACUGAGAAAGUCUUCCCGUAUUUUUUGGUCUCCUCAGAAGAUACCCAGAUCCGGGUGUGUGACUGACAGGGUGGGAUGGCUGCCGGGCCCCUCUUGCAUUGCCCUAAAUUGUUGGUUGUUCUUUCACACUAGGUUAUUAGAAAUUUGCACUGAAUAGUCUCUAUAUUGCACGGAAUAGUUUAUGUUUUAUCACCUGGUUUGUUCUUCCCCUCUCCUACCACAUGAUUUCCUUCACCCACCCCUCUCCACAGUACCCUCCCCUGGUCUCUGCCCUGGUUUACCCCUCCUCACUGGCGUCCCAUGGGCUGUGCUCCUCGUCCUCUGCCCCCCAUUCCCCGGGUUAAAAGUCUCCCACCAUGAGGCAACAGUCUCUUUCCCACCUUGGAAAUAAACGUGCCACGUUGGUCUCUGCAUGGAGAA